Molecule: messenger RNA, 1485 nt
Organism: Exophiala bonariae
Lineage: Eukaryota; Fungi; Ascomycota; Eurotiomycetes; Chaetothyriales; Herpotrichiellaceae
Exons: 1
Coding region: 1-1485 (494 amino acids)
Molecular function (GO): aldehyde dehydrogenase (NAD+) activity
Source: RefSeq, a predicted model, not a curated record
AUGUCCGGCCUUCCUCACUACGCGAAUUGGGUAAAUGGCAAAUACUCGUCACCCACUUCAGAUCAUAUAAUAGUAUCCAACCCGGCGACGGAGGAGUCUAUCGCCACUGUCGAUGCCACAUCUCAGGAGGCUGUCAACUCCAUUAUCAAGGAGUCGUUGUCGAACUUUCGCAAUGGCACUUGGUCUAUAGCCGAUGCCACAAUCCGAUUCAAUGUCCUUGUCAAGGCAGCUGCUCUUCUGCGAUCUCGCAUGGAAGAGUUCGUUAGCCUCGAAGUCAGUCAAACAGGUCGACCAGUGCAGGAGAUGAAAGCACAGUUGGCUCGCAUUCCUGAAUGGCUAGAAUACUUUGCGAGUCUGUCCCGUACAUACGAAGGGAGUGUAACUCCAUUCAAGGGACCGGUGAUUAACACAUUGACAAGAAGCCCUAUUGGCGUGGUUGCGCAAAUCACUCCAUGGAAUCAUCCACUACUGAUAGCAAUAAAAAAGAUCGGCGUGGCUCUUGCAGCAGGUAAUACUGUUGUGGUCAAGCCAUCGGAACUCGCGCCUAUAAGUGUACUCAAAUUGGGUGAGUUAUUCAAAGAAGCCGGUCUUCCUGAUGGAACUUUACAGAUCAUCUCGGGGUACGGACGCGACACGGGCAAGUUUCUAUGUCAGAAUCCGUCCCUCGCGCGUAUUGACUUGACUGGUGGUUUGCUCACUUAUAAGGCUAUCGCGCCUAUUGCAAGUCAAAACAUGAUCCCGAUCACGGCGGAACUGGGAGGGAAAGCUCCAGUGUGUAUCUUCCCCAAUAUGGAAGUCACUGAGGCAGUCCGAGCUGCACUCUUCGCAAGUUUCAUCGCCAGUGGACAAACAUGUGUUACGGGGAGCCGGCUACUCGUCCAUGCAGAUAUUUAUGACGAAUUCGUCCUGGAAAUGGUCAAACGCACCACGGCUCUCAGAUUGGGCGAUCCCACCGAUCCUACAACCCAGAUCGGAGCUGUCAUCAACCAAGCGGCCGUCGACCGCUGUGCAGCAUUUGUCUCCCACGCAGUUGAGGAAGGUGGGAAGCUCCUGUGUGGCGGCGACUCUCCAGACCGUAAAGGAUUCUUCUUCAAGCCCACACUGAUAGAGACCGACGGGAAGUCCAACCUAUUCUGCAACGAAGUGUUUGGGCCGGUCAUCGCAGUGGUGAAGUGUGCUUCCGAGGAGGAAAUCAUUGAACUUGCAAACGGGACAAGUUUUGCACUCGGAGCCUCGGUCUGGACGCGCGACUUCGCACAGGCGCAUCGAGUGGCGGAGCAGAUCGAUGCAGGCAUUCUGUGGAUCAACGGUCACCAUUUGAACGAUCCGUCUUCGCCCUGGGGCGGAUUUAGGGAGAGUGGAAUGGGGAAGGAGAACGGGAGGGAGGCGUAUGAGAGCUAUACUAAAGUCAAAAGCACCGUUAUCAAUUAUGGUGUGCCGCCGGCUUGGUUUGAUGCUCCGGGAGAGCAGGCGAGGUAUGGAUAG